This is a messenger RNA of Ascoidea rubescens DSM 1968, 888 nucleotides long. RefSeq lists its product as uncharacterized. The record is from RefSeq and is a predicted model, not a curated record. Bases 1 to 888 code for a protein of 295 amino acids. The transcript has a single exon. Lineage: Eukaryota; Fungi; Ascomycota; Saccharomycetes; Ascoideales; Ascoideaceae.
AUGGAUAUGGACCAGACUUCAGUAGAUGAUCUCAGAUCAUUGGAAUAUCUUAUUAAUGAACUAUCUGUUCAUUUAAUGGAUGCAAGAAAACAAGAUGAUGAAGUUGAGAAAAUUGCAAGAUCAUUAGCCGAUGAUGUUAAUGUGAAUUUUGAUCAGUUUAUAACGAAUUCUUUUUUAGAACCAUACAAUAAUAGUCCCGACAAUAAUAUAAUUAGCACAGAUAGUUUAUUGCAAAAAUAUGAAAAUUCAAAUUUAGCUCAGAUUGUUGAAGAAGAUGAAGAAGAGGAAAAAAAAGAUUCUGAAAGAGAUCUUUCAAUUAAUGGAGAUAAAAGAAAGAAAAAUAAAAUGAGAGAUGGCGAUUCAAAUCAAAAUAAAGAUAAAGAUAGAAAUAAUGAAAAGGACAAAGAUAAAAACAAAGAGCAAGAGAAAGAAAAAGAACCGGAUUAUGAUAAGGAGAUAACUAGAUUACAAGAAGAUAAUUUAAUUUUACAAUUAAGAAUUCAGAGAAAUGAAUUUUUAUCGACAAAAUUAAUUAAUUUAUUGAAUCAAGAUAAAAAAAUCUUAAAUACAAUUAAUAGCUCAGCAAGAGAAAAUUUUGAAUUAAGACCAAAAGUCAAUCAAGAAUUAAUUUCCAUUUUUGCUAAAAAACAUUCAAAUUUAACUGAAAGAGUGGCUAAAUUAGAGGAGUAUAAUAAAAAUUUGGAUAGAAACUUAUUAAACAAUUUGGGAAUCGAUAUUAAUAAUGAUAACUAUGAUAUUUUUUUGAAAAAAAUACUCACAAUAAUGGAUAAUGAUGAAAAAAAAAUCAGUAAUAUUGAAAAAAACAAUGAUGAGUUAAUUGAGGAAAUUAAAGAUUUGUUUCAGAAAUCCUCAUUAUAUGCAAAAUAA